Molecule: messenger RNA, 5105 nt
Organism: Nicotiana attenuata
Lineage: Eukaryota; Viridiplantae; Streptophyta; Magnoliopsida; Solanales; Solanaceae
Exons: 9
Coding region: 791-4879 (1362 amino acids)
Biological process (GO): protein phosphorylation; signal transduction
Cellular component (GO): cytoplasm
Molecular function (GO): ATP binding; protein binding; protein kinase activity
Source: RefSeq, a predicted model, not a curated record
UCUUUCUCUCACUACACUCACUACAUUUGAUUUCCAUUAGUAUUUUAAUACGAUUUAAAAAUUAUAUUCAGCAACUUUUUUUUUUCAAGAAAUCAAAACCAGGCACCCUUCCUCUUUCAUCUCUACAAUUUGAUAGUGACCCACGCAGCUUUAUUCCUCCAUUAAUUUGCUUCACCUUCUCCCAUACAGCACACAUUUUUCUGCAAAAUCUCUCAGAAAAAAGAGCAACAAAAAAGAAAAUCCCAUUAAAAAAAAUUAUAUCUUUUUAUGGCAUAUCAGCUGCAAAAAAUAUAGAGAUUAGCAAGAAAGUGCUGUUCUUGUUUUUUGAGGUAUUUUCCAGUUCUUGAAUCUUGGUUACUGAAUACAUAUUAUUUGCUAAAAAACCCUUGUGAUUUGCCUAUAUUUUUGCUAAGCCCCGUUAGGGUUUAUUUGAGGUUCAAAGCAGCUGUUAGUAGUAUUGGCCUAUUGGGUUUUCUGGGUUUGUAUAGUAGCUCAAUGUAGAAAAGGAUAAACCCUAGAAUUAAAACAGCAAUUGUAGGUUUUUGGGUUGAAUCAAGAUUUGGUUUUUGAGAAGAAAAAAAAUAUUGAAUUUGAUUUGCCUGUAUUUGUGUAAACCCGUUAGGGUUAAUUGGGUCUUUUUUUGGUUUGUAUUGUAGCUCAAUGUAGAGAAGGAUAAAGCCUACAACCAGAACAGCAAUUUUAGGUUUUUGGGUUGAAGCAAGAUUUGGGUUUUGGGUAAAAAGAUUGAAUUUUUAUUUGUAAAGAUAGAAAUAUAUGUAAGUAUUGGAUUAUGGCUUUUGAUCAGAAUUCAAUUCCCAAAGAUUUGCGCCCGUUGAACAUUGUUCGGACAGUGCCAGAAGACUCUGGUAUUGCUUCUGUGACCACAUCUGGUAGACCCGUUGAGGGGUUUUAUGGUAACCCGACCCGGGAUGUUGGAGGUAGUCCUGGAACUAUACCUGGGGUUUAUUACCCUACCACUGUAGCGGAUGCUGGGUUUGUAGGUUUAGGGUUUACCAAUGCCGGCCCAGGAGCGACCGGUUGGGUCCCGCAGGUUGUGCCUUCUCAGCCUCCUGGUGUUGUUAGUGUUGGCGUUAUGAAUUCGGGAAGUGGGUCGUCGAAGAAUCUGCAUUUCGGGGCACGGGUUGGUAGUAAUGCAUCUGAUCGUGCUAGUGAUGAUGGUGGUGAUGAUUCAGUGUCGGGGAGGAAAGUUAAGUUUUUGUGUAGUUUUGGGGGGAGGAUAAUGCCGAGGCCGAGUGAUGGCGCGUUGAGAUAUGUGGGUGGACAGACUAGGAUUAUUAGUGUUAGGAGGGAGGUGAGUUUUGCUGAACUGGUUCGCAAAAUGGUAGAUACUUAUGGGCAGGAUAUGGUGAUUAAGUACCAGUUGCCUGAUGAGGAUCUUGACGCGCUAGUGUCUGUUUCUUGUCCGGAAGAUCUUGAAAAUAUGAUGGAUGAGUACGAAAAGUUGGUUGAAAGAGCAUCAGACGGGUCAGCUAAAUUGAGGGUGUUCCUGUUUUCGGCUUCAGAGCUAGAAUCGUCCGGUGUGGUGCAAUUAAGAGAUCUGCAAGAUAGUGGACAGAGGUAUGUCGAGGCAGUGAAUGGGAUUGGUGAUGGGGUUAGUGGUAUUGGUAUUACUAGGAAAGGGAGUACCGCUAGCGCUGGUUCCACCCAGAAUUCAGAAUUUAGUGGCUCUGAAGCUGUUGAUAGUUUAGCCAAUGGUCAAGGAGAGCUUAGAGGCAUACCUUUUGACGCACUAUCACCUAGUGGGACUUCUGCUACCUCUCAAGAACCUGCUUACCGAUUGGUGCAUACAGAUGCAAAUCCUGCAACUCAUGUCGAUGCUUCUGUCACUCCAAUGACUAUUCCAUUAGUUGUUCCUGGGCCAGUGCCAAGCUUAUCUGCUCAGCCGGAGCAUGCGUUAGAGAAAACUGUGCCUUUCGCUGCUGUGCAGCAGCGACAGAUGGGUUAUGAUAUGCAGCAAACAGGAGUCCCGUAUCCAGGAACUACACCAUAUGUCCCGGCUUAUGUGGAUCCUCAAAGGGAGAACCUAAACCGUGCAGAUUAUGUUCAAAUACCUUCCCAGAUGGGAUUCCCGAGGCAGCUUUUGGGAACUGUUGGGCCAGUAAUCAAUCAGCAGCAUAUAAUUGCUGGUGCUCCGACUCAGCAGUUUGUCCCUGCUCUUCACAUGACAAUGACUCCUUCAGCUCAUGUCACUAUGAAUCCUAAUAUGGUUCCCUCAUCGAUUCAGCCCCAACAUGUUAGGUUUGAAAAUUAUCCUGCAGAAGGCACAUUGGGGCCGAGAGUUGUGCAGUUUCCUGUUGACCAAGGAUAUAGUACUUAUCAGCAUCAGGCUCCUCCUGCAGCUUAUGGAUGGCACCAGAUUCCACACUCUCAGCAGGCACCGCUUUCUGAAGGUCAGGUGCCUCCACCACUCGUUACCGGUUCUGAGCUGUUAUCUAGGUUUGAUGACUGUCUAAUGUGUCAAAAAUCACUGCCACAUGCACACUCAGAUACAGUAGCAGUAGAGCAAAGGGAGAGUCCUGCAAGCACAACAUCUGACUUCAAUUCAGUGUAUCAUAGCCUUAGAUUGGAUGAGAGGGGUCGGCCUAUUCACCGAGCUGUCACGACCGGAGCCCUGGGUGAGGGAGCUGUUGAACAGCAGGGAGCUGCUGCUGGGCAAAGAAUUGGGGGUCAGGGUCAAGGUGAGGUAGUUGGAGUCUCCCAAAAUGUUGAUAAACAGUAUGAAUAUGAUAGAAACCUCCAAAAGCCUGAGUUUGCGGAGCACCCAAAGGUGUCAGUUCCCCAAGGUAUGAUAGGUUUAACGGGUACGAUGCAAUCACCUUAUGGUGUUUUUGUUGGUGCUGUUCCUCAACCGUACCAUGUUAAUGCCACUGAGCAGCUUAUGGUUCCACCACAGUAUCAGAUUAAACAAGAAGUUGCUGCGAACAAACCAGUCAAUAGUGAUUUCCUUAAAGUUGGAGUUGUGCCUGGUCAAAUAGUGGAUAACUUAAGUGGUGGAUCUCCCAAAAACUAUGGUGGAAACACUCCUACCAUGCUUCCUAAAGAAGAUGAUGUAGAGUCCUUAACGGCAUACAACCACUUGAGACAAAUUGAAGGAAGAAUGGAAAAUCUCCUGAUAAACCCCGCUGAAGUGUUAGCAACUAAUGAGCAGAGUAAGCCAACCGUUGAUAACUUUAGAAGGGAAGACAUGUUGAAUAACAGAGUUCAACAGUUUGGUGGGAGGGAAGGAUAUCCAGGUUUGGUUACAAGUAACAUGAAUCCAAAUGAAAUACCAGCUUCUUCAAAUGACGCUCCUUUCGUGCAUAACAUUCGGGCUGCAGAAGGGUAUGAAGUCUCUCCCCAUUUAACUGCCAAUGCAACAGAAAGAACUCCAGCUAUUGGUGAAUGGAAAGAUGGGCCCCAACAUUUCCAGCAAAUGUUGAAUCCUACAACGGUAGAAACGGCCGUACUCGACGGUACUCCACCAUUUGUACAGGAAAGCUCAAAUUCUCUAUAUAGCAACCAGGAUCCUUGGAGUUUGCAACAUGAUGCCCAUUUCCCUCCUCCUAAACCUAGUAAACUUCAGCUAAAAAAGGAAGCUGCUGGCACCAAGGAUUACUGUGGCGAGAAUCUUUUUGGCAAUAAUAGUGAGUUGCCAACUGUUACUAAUGGGGGAUUACAAACACAAAUUCGGUUGGAAGAUGGAGCUUGCCUGCCUUCAGGCUCAGUGGAGGAAAUGAUCAAGCGAGAACUUCAGGCUGUUGCUGAGGGUGUCGCCGCUUCUGUUCUUCAGUCAUCCACUCCAUCUAAUGCUGACCUUUCCAUACAUGGAAGGAGUGAGUCCCCAUCUUCUACUCAACGGAAUGCUGAAUUUGAAAGCGCUGAUGCCGGAAAGGACACCAAAGAUAAAUUUGAGGAAACUAAGACUAAAUUUCCAGAGAGAGCAAAUUUUGGAUUUCCGGUUUCAGAUGGCAUUGGACGCUUGCAGAUUAUAAAGAAUAGUGACCUCGAGGAGAUGCGAGAAUUGGGUUCUGGUACAUUUGGCACUGUUUAUCAUGGAAAGUGGAGGGGUACUGAUGUUGCAAUUAAAAGGAUUAACGACAGGUGUUUUGCUGGGAAAGCUUCAGAACAAGAGCGCAUGAGGGAUGAUUUCUGGAAUGAGGCCAUCAAACUCGCAGACUUGCACCAUCCAAACGUUGUUGCAUUUUAUGGUGUUGUGCUAGAUGGUCCAGGUGGCUCAGUGGCAACUGUUACAGAAUAUAUGGUUAACGGGUCCUUGAGAAAUGCUUUACAAAAGAAUGAGAGGAAUCUGGAUAAGCGGAAACGCCUCGUUAUCGCGAUGGAUGUUGCAUUUGGAAUGGAGUAUUUGCAUGGGAAGAAUAUAGUGCACUUUGACUUGAAAAGUGACAAUCUGUUGGUUAAUCUCCGUGAUCCCCACCGUCCAAUAUGCAAGGUUGGUGAUUUGGGGCUAUCCAAAGCGAAAUGUCAAACACUAAUCUCAGGCGGUGUACGUGGAACUCUCCCCUGGAUGGCACCAGAACUUCUAAAUGGGAGCAGUAGUCUUGUUUCUGAGAAGGUUGAUGUAUUUUCCUUUGGAAUUGUGAUGUGGGAACUUCUUACGGGAGAAGAACCAUAUACCGAAUUGCACUAUGGAGCUAUCAUUGGUGGUAUCGUGAGUAAUACAUUGCGGCCGCCUGUGCCAGAUUCCUGUGACGCAGAUUGGAGGAUACUGAUGGAGAGGUGUUGGUCAGCUGAACCGUCGGAGAGGCCUAGCUUUACUGAGAUUGCCAAUGAUCUGAGAGUGAUGCAAUCUAAGCUCCCUCCCAAAGGACAAAACCAACUAUCACCUCCCUCAGCAAAUACCAACCAAGCUAAAAGUUGAUUUUCUACAUUUGUCUGUUAUAGUUUUUUUCUACCAUGAUUUACAUGUGGAAGCUGAAGUUAGUAUAUAGAUUUAGCUUAUAAAUGUUAACAAAAAAUAUAGUGGUAUCUUGCAUUUGUUUUCUGGUACUUAGAUUUACAUCCCAUUCCAUUUUAUUAUUGGAUUAAUUUAGCAUUCUACUGCAAUCUAAUGUGGCUCUGUCACAGAUACUGACCAAAUUGACAUA